Molecule: messenger RNA, 1590 nt
Organism: Myotis brandtii (Brandt's bat)
Lineage: Eukaryota; Metazoa; Chordata; Mammalia; Chiroptera; Vespertilionidae
Product: zinc finger protein 551-like
Exons: 1
Coding region: 101-1375 (424 amino acids)
Biological process (GO): regulation of transcription by RNA polymerase II
Cellular component (GO): nucleus
Molecular function (GO): DNA-binding transcription factor activity, RNA polymerase II-specific; RNA polymerase II cis-regulatory region sequence-specific DNA binding
Source: RefSeq, a predicted model, not a curated record
UUCCGUCAGUGGUGUGGACAGGAUCUCCCUUGCAGAGGGCGGCAAUUUCAAUGCCUCGCAGAAGCGUUUUACCUGCGGAGAGGUUGGGCCGGACAUCCUUAUGGGGUCAGGACAUCACCAAAAGGCUACUCAGACCGGGGACAAGUCAAAUGAAAUAUCGAUGCCUGCCAUGACUUUUCAAAGCAGAAAAAAUUAUUACACCAGGAAAGAAUAUAAGAGAGCGAUUGGCCGCAAGCACACGUUUGUUCAAGACAAGAGCGCUUGUACUAGAAGACAGCGUUUCGUGUGCCAUGAAUGUGGAAAGUAUUUUACCAGAUUGUCUAGUCUUUUUUAUCACCAGAGACUUCACACUGGAGAAAAGCCCUUUAAGUGCAGUGAAUGUGGGAAAUCUUAUACCGGUAGCACCGGUCUCCUUUAUCAUCAGAGAAUUCACACUGGAGAAAGGCCCUAUGAGUGCAGUGAAUGUGGGAAAUCUUUUAGCAGGAUCGAUUCCCUUCGUAUUCACCUGAGAGUUCACAGUGGCGAAAGGCCUUAUAAGUGCCAUGAAUGUGGGAAAUCUUUUACCACUAGCACUGGUAUUCGUCAUCACCAGAGAUUUCACACUGGAGAAAAGCCGUAUAAGUGCAGUGACUGUGGGAGAUCUUUUACCAGCAGCACUAGCCUUUGUUAUCAUCAGAGACUUCACAGAGGAGAAAGGCCUUAUGAGUGCAGCGAAUGCGGGAAAUCUUUUACCUGUAGUAGUAGCCUCCGUUAUCAUCAGAGAUUUCACACCGGAGAGAGGCCUUAUCAGUGCAGCGAAUGUGGGAAAACUUUCACCAUGAUUAGAUGCCUUCGUCGUCAUCAGAUCAUUCACACAGGAGAGAGGCCUUAUGAGUGCAGCGAAUGUGGCAAGUCUUUUACCAUGAUCCAUUAUCUUCGUCGCCAUCACAGUGUUCACACUGGAGAAAGACCUUAUGAGUGCAGUGAAUGUGGCAAAUCCUUUACCACGAUUUAUAGCCUUCGUAAUCAUCGGAGAUUUCAUACAGGAGAAAAAGCCUUACAGUGCAGUGAAUGCGGAGAAUCGUUUUCCAUGCUCUAUUCCCUUCGUAGUCACCAGAGAGUUCACACUAGAGAAAGGCCUUAUGAGUGCCGUGAGUGUGGGAAAUCUUUUAUCAGUAGCAGUGGCCUCCGUUAUCACCAGAGACUUCACACUGGAGAAAGGCCUUAUGAGUGCGGUGAAUGUGGGAAAUCUUUUACCAAGAACCAAUCCCUUCUUUAUCAUCAGAGAAUUCACGCCAGACAAGGCCCUUAUGAGUGCAGUGAAUGUGGAAAAACUUUUACCGGUAUCCUAAGCCUUCGUAGUCACCAGAGAGUUCACACUAGAGAAAGGACUUAGGAGUAUAGUUCAUGUGGCAAAUUUUGUACCCAAAAUUCUAACCUUAUUCUGCACAUAAGGCUUCACAUGGGAAGAAGGUUGUAUAUGCAUAGGGAAAUGUACAAUUUUUAAGGUCAGUCUUAACAAUACUAUAGGAAACUCUGUUUGUCUGACUUGAAUCUCAUACAUUCGAAUGUCAAAGUAGGGAGAUUCCCUAUAAACUUAUCUGAAAAUCA